AUGUCUGGAACGACCAAAAGCGGCGCUGCAACGAGUGCUCCCAGGUUCUGGGUCACAGUCAAGGCAGAUACCAAGGAUACAUACAUCCUUCUCCACGAGCAUAUGCGCAAAUCUAUUGCUAGCCCCUGUGGAAUACGUCUCAUAGACAUCGGGGAGUGCGAAUACAAGGAUGAAAGGUUCCGUAGCUUGUGCUUCCUCGAGGCGCGCAGAAAGGGUGAAGGCGCGAUCGGGUCCUUCUGCAAGGACGGCUUUGUCCGGUACAUUGCCGGGAAGACAGCCUACACCUCCUUCAUCUCUAACUUCGACGCACUGGCACGACUAGGCUCGGAUUUUCCAUCAAGUCAACAACACCACGAUAAUUCUGCGGAGAACGCUCAAGCCGAGGGGGUGAUUGUGCGCAAAGAGGUUCUACAUUACUUUCGCAAGAACUGGGAGAAUGGGCGAGGGUACCGGGGCGCCCGAUACAUUUGGAUCGACAGGCUCUGUAUUUUACAGAACGAAGAAGACCUCCGCUGGCACGACGUAGAUCUCCAGGUGGAUAUACAUAACCAGGCCGUUCAAUGCGUCGUCUCCCAGGAUGGCCUACCGAACGCCCUACUGAACGCCCGACGAGAAGCCCAGCAUCUCCCGCCGAUCAUCCGUUCGUACUCCUCAUCCUCAUCGCAGCAACGCGCGGACAGGCACUUCCCUUUGCCUCUAUGCUCGCACUCAGGCCGACGUGCCGUGACCUUGCGUGAUGUUUUGCAUCCGUUCCUGUCGAAUGCUUCGGGACACAAACACCAUGCGACCCCGGCUCUUGAUUCCAUCCAGGAGAUUAUAAACUCUAUUGAUCGUGUCACGAACAAGCCAAAGAAGUUCGAGUAUCUCGCGAAGGCUCAAGCAGCCUGGGAGUCUCUGUUUACCAAAACGUAUACCUCCCACAACGAGUUCAUCAAAGCUUGCAGAAAGGAGUUUACGCUCGAGACGCCUAAUGAAGAAAGAGCGACCGACUGGGACCUCGUCAUGCUGUCUUCGCAACUUUCCAAAAUGGUGGAUAUUCCGGUGUUUUGGCUCGGAGUGGUGAUCGACGUACCCCCAGACCCCAUAAUUCCGCUGUUUCCUUCAAUCCGACAUGCUUCGAGUCGUUCAACGGAUUCGGCAAUGGCAAACUCCCUGUUUGUCAGGGACCCCGACCUUCAGACAGAGUUCUACGCGCAAACACCCAGCUGCACGUUGAUACUUCGGAACGCAGCGGUACGCGGACUCAUUCCCAACCCGCGCAGGAGCGAUGCACUGGCAUGUGGUCCCACGUCGCUUCAGCUCCCAUGGGACCCCUUGCACGACUGGGCUAUCGAGGACGUGCACAGUGGGUGCACGAAGACAUGGCUGGUCUACCUCGGCAGUAUGAAUCGUUGUCUAGGCGGGAUAUCGCACAAAGACCCAAUCAUCGAUGUUUUGCCGUUCAGCCCUGGCACUGAGGCAUCAAAAACGGCGCAUUCUUCUUCGAGUCGCGUCGUGUCCUCUGCGCAGGCCGCCACCAAGUUCCUAGCGCCACCUAACGCGUUGAGGUACCAUUUCCUGGUCCUUGAAGAGGACGUCACGGAGAUGGAGCUCCCAGAGUAUGAGGACGAGGGACGUCCUACAAGGGAGCCAAAGAAGGUUUGCCAGUUGAAAGGCUGGCUCGGAAAGGAUGUCGCAGAGUGGUUGAAGCCUACCGGAUGGAGUCGUCGGCACACCUUCAGUAUUGUCGUACGGCCCGAGGUCACUGGGUCGAGUCGUCAGCACACCUCCAAUGAUGUCCCACAGCCUGAAGUCGAUGAUCUGUUCACAUACCACCCGGAGCCUGGAGUCAGCCCUCCUCCCACAUACGAAGAGACACAGGCCCUCGACAGAGCGCUUCAGACGCCGGAGGACUCGUCGGCGCGGCAGGGGUCCGUGCUGGGAGGAGUAGCCCCGCUUCCACUUGCCCAACCUCGUCCUGUAAUAGCCACCCGUCCGGCUUGGGUCUUCAGUGACCGGACAACAUCUGCCUCGGCGGGUAGAACGCCCCCGGGCACGCAGCGGGGUCCCUCUACCGAGCCUGACGAAGAUGACGAAGAAACUGUGGCCGGAACCACACCUUCGAGUCGUGCACCGUCUCCCGCGGAGACGGACAUCACCUUGGUUGGCGACGUCGACGACCACCUACGUCCACCAGUCUCACCAUGCAUGUCUCAGUCAAGCAUUUCCAGGGAGCCCGCGAGUUCACUUGAGCCGCUGUCAAGGCUGGAAACGAGGGCUCCCACGAGUGGCACGCGCGAACCAGGACGCGGACCUCUUUCUCGGGCAUCGGAUUUUCACAGACAACUUCGUCACGGCUAA
Molecule: messenger RNA, 2340 nt
Organism: Trametes versicolor FP-101664 SS1
Lineage: Eukaryota; Fungi; Basidiomycota; Agaricomycetes; Polyporales; Polyporaceae
Exons: 1
Coding region: 1-2340 (779 amino acids)
Source: RefSeq, a predicted model, not a curated record